Colletotrichum truncatum is the source of this 246-nucleotide messenger RNA. RefSeq lists its product as uncharacterized. The record is from RefSeq and is a predicted model, not a curated record. NCBI's taxonomy places the organism in Eukaryota, Fungi, Ascomycota, Sordariomycetes, Glomerellales, Glomerellaceae.
AUGGGUCGAACAGCUCGCCUUUACCCAACACAUCUUUGUCUCUGGUCAAUCCUUAGAUCAAACAUAGUCAUCUAUUCGAAACAUUUCCUCGGUGUCCACCUUGCCGCCCGCAUCGUCAAAACUGCGACGAACCACGAUGCCUUGAACUGCUUCUCAUGCCAUCAGCUGGGUGACUGUCUUCAAUCAUCCUUUCACUCCCUUCUACGCGAAGUCGAUCAUCGAUGCCGAAGGCCAGGAGGAAUAUAG